UGCGGGUGCGGGGAGGGAUGUGCUGGCGGGAGGCGAGGCCCGCGGGGAGGCGGGAAGGCGCCUGGCACCGGAGCGCACGCCCAGGUGGAGCUCUUCCUCCUGGUCGACAGCGGAGAGGAGCAGCGGUCGGAGACCGGUCCGUGUCUGGGGUGUGUGAUGACCCCAAGAGUGUGGGGAAACCAAGAAGGGGCCUCAGAGAUGAUCUGCUCCAGGGCAGACGCGGGGAAUCCAGACAAGCCAGUUUGGCCCCAAGAGGUGUUGGGGCCCGCAGGUGUCUCAGGCUAAGUGCUUGGCCCAUCCCGGAUCGGGAUCGUCAGUGAAUGGUAUUCUCCCCAGGAGCCGCCCCGGGCGUCCCCUUGGACCAAUGCCAAACCUGAAGACCAUGAUGAGGUGUUUCGGGUCCUUGCGGACAGAGACGGUCCUGGCCGUGGUCCUCUGCACCUUCUCGCUCCUCUUCCUCCUCCUCAGUCUGCACACGGCACCGGCGCCGGCCGCGUGCCCCCGCGGGCGCCUGGAGGAGCCGCCGGACCCCCGGGGGGCAGUGACCUGGCCGCCUCUGCCCGCCCGGCCCCCGCCCGCCCCCUGCCGGGCCAACGCCUCGGUGGCCCAGCUGCCCGACUUCGCGGAGCAGCCGCAGCACGUGCGCGACUUCCUGCUGCACAGACACUGCCGCGACUUCCCGCUGCUGCAGGACGCGCCGCUGAGCAAGUGCGCGCAGCCCGUCUUCCUGCUGCUGGUCAUCAAGUCCUCGCCCAGCAAUUACGAGCGCCGCGAGCUGGUGCGGCGCACGUGGGGCCGCGAGCGGGAGGUGCACGGCGUCCUGUUGCGGCGUCUCUUCCUGGUGGGCACGGCCCCGGACCCGAAGGAGGCCCGCAAGGUCAACCAGCUGCUGGCGAUGGAGGCCAGGGUGCACGGGGACAUCCUGCAGUGGGACUUCCACGACUCCUUCUUCAACCUCACGCUCAAGCAGGUGCUCUUCCUACAGUGGCAGGAGACCCGGUGCACCAACGCCAGCUUCAUCCUCAACGGGGACGAUGACGUCUUUGCACACACGGACAACAUGGUCUCCUACCUGCAGGACCACGACCCUGACCACCACCUCUUUGUGGGGCAGCUCAUCCAGUACGUGGGCCCCAUCCGGGUCUCCUGGAGCAAGUACUAUGUGCCCAAGAUAGUGACGGAGGACGAGCACUACCCGCCCUACUGUGGAGGGGGGGGCUUCCUGCUGUCCCGCUUCACGGCGGCGGCCGUGCGCCGGGCUGCCCCCGCCCUCGACCUCUUCCCCAUCGAUGAUGUCUUCCUGGGCAUGUGCCUAAGGCACGAGGGCCUGCAGCCCGCCUCGCACAGUGGCAUCCGCACUGCCGGCAUCUGGGCCCCCUCGGCACGGCUGUCCACCUUUGACCCCUGCUUCUACCGGGACCUGCUGCUGGUGCACCGCUUCCUGCCGUACGAGAUGUGGCUCAUGUGGGAGGCACUGAGCCAGCCCGGCCUCACCUGUGGCAAGCGCAGGCAGAUCUUCGGAGCGGGGUCGGGGCCCUAGCCCCUGGGCGCCUGUCUCCGCCCCGCAGGAGGGGGCGGCAUUUUCUUCCCAGGAAGAGACCUUUGUCCUCCUGGGGCAUAGGGAAGUGCCAGGGAGGGUGUGAUGAGUGAAUAGUUUUGUUUGUUUGCUUUUUUAAAAAAUACGUAUAAGCUUUUAUUUAUUUUAGGGAGAGAGAGAGAAAGGGAGAGGGAGAGAGAGAGAAACAUUGAUUAGCUGGCUCCAGCGUGCCCCCACUGGGGAUUGAGCCCGAAACCCAGCAUGUGCCCUGACCAGGAGUCAAACCGGCGACCUCUUGGUGCACGCGACAGUGCUCAACUAACUGAGCCACACUGGCCAGGGCUGAUUAGUGAAUAGUUUUGUGGCAAAUUCCUACACAUCCUUCAAAACUCACCCAGUACUGCUGAGACCAGGUUCGUCAUACUUCCUGGACUCUCAGCUACUGGCAGAAGCACUUCGGCCAGGGUUCCAGCUGUUGUUGCUGCUGCUGCUUCCAGCCCAUUUGAGUCCAAGUCCCACAUCCCAGCCCUAGGCGGUCUGGUUCAGUGGAUAGAGCAUCAGCCUGUGGACUGAAGGGUCCCAGGUUCGAUUCCAGUCAAGGGCACAUGCCUGGAUUGCAGGCUCAAUCCCCAGUAGGGGGUGUGCAGGAGGCAGCCAAUCAAUGAUUCUCUCUCAUCAUUGAUGUUUCUACCCCUCUCUUCCUCUCCCUUCCUCUAAAAGCAAUAAAAAAAUGAAGUCCCACAUCCCAGCCCCAACCUUGAUCAUGGGCUGGCCCCUAAAUAGUGGCCACAUGCCUGGAUUGCAGGUAAUUGUGGGUGAGGUCUGGCCAUGGUUCACGACCAAUGGGGAAUUCCCGAGGUCGCAUGCAGCUGAAGGGAGAAGCACUUUUCAGCUAGGGGAAGGGCCUUGGACCCUCAGAUGGUAGGAGGGGUCAGAGAGGCCAUGAAUGGGACCACCCCUCCCUGCCUGUGGUAUUAAGUGCUCUGGUGGUGGAAAUAGUGGCCAGAGGAGGGAGGCAGUGGUCUGUCUCAGGCUAUGAAGACUCGGUCUGGAGUACCCAGCAGGCCCCAGGCCCCACACCUGGGAUCCCCAAGAACUCAGGAAACAGUACUGGGACCAGAGGAGUCUUCACUGGGCUCAAGGCCACACAAACACUCACCCCAGUGCCCUGAGAAGGAGGAGGUUCAGAUCCUCGAGUGGCCCUGAGCUCUUGGGACCCAGACUACCCACCCCCACCCCCGACCAGUGUCUUUCUGAUUAGGGAGAUCUAAGCGAACUGGUGAACCCCAAUCCUGCUGGCCUUGACAGGUGUCUGGGACUUGGGACUCCCAGGCAUUGGGGUGGUGGCGGUACACCUCAGGCAGCAGAGUACAGACGGGGGAGUGGGUCCUCAGGGAAUAAAAUGUUUGUUGAAGA
This is a messenger RNA of Myotis daubentonii (Daubenton's bat), 2953 nucleotides long. It is a transcript of the gene B3GNT3, whose product is annotated as UDP-GlcNAc:betaGal beta-1,3-N-acetylglucosaminyltransferase 3. The transcript has 4 exons. Bases 365 to 1540 code for a protein of 391 amino acids. Lineage: Eukaryota; Metazoa; Chordata; Mammalia; Chiroptera; Vespertilionidae. Gene Ontology annotation, cellular component: Golgi membrane. The record is from RefSeq and is a predicted model, not a curated record. Gene Ontology annotation, biological process: protein O-linked glycosylation; poly-N-acetyllactosamine biosynthetic process. Gene Ontology annotation, molecular function: N-acetyllactosaminide beta-1,3-N-acetylglucosaminyltransferase activity.